This is a messenger RNA of Ramularia collo-cygni, 2376 nucleotides long. RefSeq lists its product as uncharacterized. Bases 1 to 2376 code for a protein of 791 amino acids. The transcript has 2 exons. The record is from RefSeq and is a predicted model, not a curated record. NCBI's taxonomy places the organism in Eukaryota, Fungi, Ascomycota, Dothideomycetes, Mycosphaerellales, Mycosphaerellaceae.
AUGCCGGGAGGGAGUCCUGCGCCGCUUGUUGAUGUUCCAGCCUCCGAAGUCAAUUACGCCGAAAUGCCCACCGAAGAAGACCUGGUGAUUUACGGAGACUGGGUUGGGCGAGUUGAAUCGAUCACUAAUCUCAUUCGUGUGCAAUUGGCGGAUAAGUGCGUCGUGGAAAUCGGUGAUGCGGCUGGCGAGCACGUCGAMGGCUCUGAGGGGACCUUCUCUGUUGGUGACAUCGUAAAGUCGAAAAAGCCUGCACUUCGACUCGGAUCCUGGAUCUUUGGCAAGUACAAUCCCAACACGCCGCCAGUGGGAACUGUGGUCAGCCUGCGCACUAUCGGUGCUCAUAUUGAGUGGCUAGAACAUAGGAUCUACUCUGAUCAAGUAGAGCCGCCGAAUCUUUUGGAGGUAUCAGAGCUGGAAUCUUCACGAUUUCAGGUGUAUGACCGAACGAGACGACCACCACGCUCGUCUUUGUCUGACAAUCCUACCCAUCAAACUGUAUCGAACUCGGAGCCAGAUGUGCGACUCAACUUGCGAGUACGUUUCCGGGACAUCUCCAAAGCUCAGCAGAAAUAUCCUGGCAAUCCCUGGAUUGAACGCGUCUCAACCUACGGCUACGACAUGAACGUCUUUGAUGUAACAUCAUUUCAUACUUCAGUCACAGUUCAGUGGCAAAAUCUCGAGAUUACCCAAGAAGAAAGUAUCGACGUGGUCCCCGAUACAAAUAUAGAUGACGAGCACGAUGCGUGGCCUGGCGAAAUCGCACAUACUCUAGGUAUGCGUCCCAUUGAAGGUGAACCGGACCCUCAAUAUGAAGAGCCCGAGCGCGUGGGCGUUGUACAGGCCGUCAACUCCACGGAUCGGCUCGCUACGAUUCUAUGGUCGCCAGAUGCGUUUGUGCACUACACGACAGCUAGCGAAGACGAGAGCGGACAUGCCCAUCUCGUGGCGCAUUCCAUUCCAGAAUCAUCUGGGAACUUGCAAGAGGUCAGCCUCUACGAUAUCAAAACGGCACCGGCGUUGAACGUGAGAAGAGGAGACAUCGUUAUGAUUGACAAUAUGCUGCUCAAUCCUCGGGUCGUGGAUACGGAAUCAACGCGCGACGCGAGCUGGCUUGGCGAGAUAGUGGAUACACUCCUAAAUGGCCUGCUCGUCAUUCGACUGGGCGCUUCACAUAAUGUGAGGGACGUAGCUCUUGAUCGUGGACAGCUCUUAGUCGCGGUCCGCUCAGAUGGCACAGCGCCAUUGGACGAGUGGGAUGAAAGCGAGGCAGAGGAGGAUUUUGAUUACGAAGAAGAAAGUGACUUGAAUGACGAAGAAUGGGAGAUGGAGGAUGGCGAAGCAGACGUCCGCUACGAGGAUGAGUUUGGUGACCCGAUGGAUGAAGAAGAGGUGGAGAAUGAGGAUUGGGAGUCAGCCGAUGAGGCUGGUGAUGCAGAAAUGUUCGAUGCUCAAGAGCAGCAGACACCGCCCACACCUCAUUCAAAGACAGAUACGGGGAAUGAGUCCGACAAGCACCAUGCUACCACUUUCAAGGUGGCACGAGGGCCGCCUUCGUAUCUGAUUCUCGAAGAAGACGUGCCAGCGGACCAUCAUUUCGCACAUGAGCCGCCAACAGAAACGCAGCUCCACUUGAAACGCACCAUGAAAGAGCACAAGAUUUUGAGAACAUCCGCCGCCCUGCCAGAGGGCGUCUACAUUCGGACUUGGGAGCGUCGGAUGGACUUGCUUCGUAUUCUGAUAAUCGGCCCAACAGAGACACCCUACGCACAUGCGCCUUUUGUACUGGAUAUCUACUUGCCAUCAGAGUUUCCCACCAAGCCACCAGCAGUCUUCUUCCACUCCUGGCCGGCACACGCACGAAUAGGCGGAACUGGACGUGUCAACCCGAACCUCUACGAAGACGGCAAAGUCUGCCUUUCACUUCUCGGGACGUGGUCUGGGAACAGCGUGGAAGAAUGGAAUGCCUCUCGGAGUACCCUACUUCAAGUCGUGGUCUCGCUGCUCGGACUCGUACUAGUCCGCUCACCAUAUUACAACGAGGCUGGGUAUGAAGCUCUGGUGGGGACGGAAGAGAACAAACGACCAAGCGCUUUGUACAGCGAACGUGUCUACCUCCGAGCGAAAGGCUUUCUGAUAUCUGCUUUAUCACAGCCUGAGAGUACACCUGGACUGGCUGGAUUACAAGACGUCAUAAAGUGGAUCUAUCGCGAUUCUCAAGGUCCGAGACUUCUUGAUGUGACUAUCAAGGACGUUGAGGCGGCUCUGGAAAACAGCCAAGGAGGUGCGGAGCUCGAUGGACUUACGAUCAUGAGCAAGGGAGCUUGUACUUCACUCGCUCGGGUUCUUGAGACUUUGAAGGGAAUGAUGGAUGUCUGA